Molecule: messenger RNA, 1337 nt
Organism: Lutra lutra (Eurasian river otter)
Lineage: Eukaryota; Metazoa; Chordata; Mammalia; Carnivora; Mustelidae
Gene: PABPC1L2B
Product: poly(A) binding protein cytoplasmic 1 like 2B
Exons: 1
Coding region: 550-1152 (200 amino acids)
Cellular component (GO): cytosol; ribonucleoprotein complex; nucleus
Molecular function (GO): poly(A) binding; poly(U) RNA binding; mRNA 3'-UTR binding
Source: RefSeq, a predicted model, not a curated record
AGCGCCCGCCCGCCCUCCUGCCCUUUCCCGCCUCUCCGCCCCCCAGCUCGCGGGAAGGGAGGUCGCGGCAGCGGCCUGGCGGCACCGGCGACCCUGGCGACAGCGGCGACGGUGGCGGCGGCGGUGGCGGCAGCGGCUGCAGCGGCAGCGGAGGCUGCGGCGGCGACCGUGGCAGAGGCUGUGGCGGAGGCCUCCGUAGCGGAGGCGGAAGCUGAGGUGGAGGCUGAGGUGGAGGCUGAGGUGGAGGCCGAGGCCUCAGUAGAGGAGGCAGUGGCGGAGGCCACCCGCGGGGAGGCGACGGCCGCCCUGGCAGAGGGGGAGGAGGCGGAGGCCUCCCUGGUGGCAGCGGUUGUGGAGGCCAGUGCGGCUGAAGCCGGCGCCGCCGCCGGCGCCGCCGCCGCCGCCGCAGCAGCAGCAGCAGUGGAUGCUGCGGCGCCCUCCUUGGGGGAGGCGGAUACGGAUGCGGAGGUGGCGGCGGCGGCUGCAGCUGCGGAUGCAGCUGCGGGUGCGGAGACCAACCGGGGCUCCGAGGGGAACCCAGACUUUCCUAUGGCCUCGCUGUACGUGGGCGACCUGCACCCUGAAGUGACAGAGGCAAUGCUGUACGAGAAGUUCAGCCCGGCCGGGCCCAUCCUCUCCAUCCGCAUUUGCAGGGACAAGAUCACCCGCCGCUCUCUGGGCUACGCGUACGUCAACUACCAGCAACCGGUGGACGCGAAGCGGGCCCUGGAAACCCUGAACUUUGAUGUCAUUAAGGGCAGGCCGGUGCGCAUCAUGUGGUCCCAGCGGGACCCCUCGCUCCGCAAGAGUGGGGUGGGCAACGUCUUUAUCAAGAACCUGGGCAAGACCAUCGACAACAAGGCUCUGUACAACAUCUUCUCGGCGUUCGGCAACAUCCUGUCCUGCAAAGUGGCCUGCGACGAAAAGGGGCCCAAGGGCUACGGGUUUGUGCACUUCCAGAAGCAGGAGUCCGCAGAGCGCGCCAUUGAUGCGAUGAAUGGCAUGUUCCUGAACUACCGCAAAAUUUUCGUUGGGAGAUUCAAGUCGCAUAAGGAACGAGAGGCCGAAAGGGGGGCCUGGGCCAGGCAGUCCACCAGUGCUGACGUCAAGGAUUUCGAGGAAGACACCGAUGAGGAGGCCACCUUGCGAUGAAGACAUGCCAGGAAUGAGCCAGCCAGCAGAGCCAAACCUUGGCUCCCACCCGGUUUACAACCCCCCUCUUUGCCCCCCUAACCCACCAGCAGUGUAUUGUAUUGUACUGGGAGUGCAGGUCUCUGUCUCUCUGUCUCUCUCUCUGUCUCUGUCUCUGUGUUCCUCUCUCUCUCCCUCUUCCUCUC